Rhea pennata is the source of this 1507-nucleotide messenger RNA. RefSeq names its product mab-21 like 2 (gene MAB21L2). NCBI's taxonomy places the organism in Eukaryota, Metazoa, Chordata, Aves, Rheiformes, Rheidae. The transcript has a single exon. Bases 1 to 1080 code for a protein of 359 amino acids. The record is from RefSeq and is a predicted model, not a curated record.
AUGAUCGCCGCGCAGGCCAAGCUGGUCUACCAGCUCAACAAAUACUACACGGAGCGCUGCCAGGCCCGCAAGGCGGCCAUCGCCAAGACCAUCCGCGAGGUGUGCAAGGUCGUGUCGGACGUGCUGAAGGAGGUGGAGGUGCAGGAGCCGCGCUUCAUCAGCUCCCUCAGCGAGAUCGACGCCCGCUACGAGGGGCUGGAGGUGAUCUCGCCCACGGAGUUUGAGGUGGUGCUCUACCUCAACCAGAUGGGCGUCUUCAACUUCGUGGACGACGGCUCCCUGCCGGGCUGCGCCGUGCUCAAGCUGAGCGACGGCCGCAAGCGCAGCAUGUCCCUCUGGGUGGAGUUCAUCACCGCCUCGGGCUACCUGUCCGCCCGCAAGAUCCGCUCCCGCUUCCAGACGCUGGUGGCCCAGGCCGUGGACAAGUGCAGCUACCGCGACGUGGUGAAGAUGAUAGCGGACACCAGCGAGGUGAAGCUCCGCAUCCGCGAGCGCUACGUGGUGCAGAUCACGCCCGCCUUCAAGUGCACCGGGAUCUGGCCGCGCAGCGCUGCGCAGUGGCCCAUGCCCCACAUCCCCUGGCCCGGCCCCAACCGGGUGGCGGAGGUGAAGGCGGAGGGCUUCAACCUGCUCUCCAAGGAGUGCUACUCGCUGACGGGCAAGCAGAGCUCGGCCGAGAGCGACGCCUGGGUGCUGCAGUUCGGCGAGGCCGAGAACCGGCUGCUCAUGGGCGGCUGCCGGAACAAGUGCCUCUCGGUGCUGAAGACCCUGCGCGACCGGCACCUGGAGCUGCCGGGGCAGCCGCUCAACAACUACCACAUGAAGACGCUGCUGCUGUACGAGUGCGAGAAGCACCCGCGGGAGACCGACUGGGACGAGGCGUGCCUGGGCGACCGGCUGAACGGCAUCCUGCUGCAGCUCAUCUCCUGCCUGCAGUGCCGCCGCUGCCCCCACUACUUCCUGCCCAACCUCGACCUCUUUCAGGGCAAACCCCACUCGGCCCUGGAAAGCGCUGCCAAACAGACCUGGAGGCUGGCCAGAGAAAUCCUCACCAAUCCCAAAAGCCUCGACAAGCUAUAGGGCUAACAGCCCCGCGCACAAAACUAACCCUCCGGGAACAUCGACGGCGACUAAAAACUUUUUAUUUAACGCGAACGACGACGGCGAGAGGCGGCGAAAGACCCGCGCCGCGCCGCGCCCCCACCCACCUGCAGCUCGGCCCUCAGACGCGCGCAGGCGGUUCCCCAGCAUAAACUCGCAGUGCCGCGCUCGGGCGACGGGAAGAGCCUCUCCUCGCUUCCUCCGCGGUGAAUUUUUAAAAAGUCACAAAAAGAAGCGAUCGGACUUUUGCAACACCAAAACGAAACCCCAAAGGUACAUUUUCGAAUAAAUGUAUAGUCCUUUUCUUAUUCUUUCUUGUUUGCCUGAAUGUUGUCACCAAGUGAAAAAUUAUUUAACUAUAUGUACAAAUUUCCCUUUAAAAAAGUUUUACUGAUGUUAAAUGUAU